Sphenostylis stenocarpa is the source of this 1395-nucleotide messenger RNA. Lineage: Eukaryota; Viridiplantae; Streptophyta; Magnoliopsida; Fabales; Fabaceae. The record is from the annotation of a GenBank genome assembly.
AUGGCGCCGAAAAGGAACAAGCAGAAGGCAAAAGCGGAAUCUGGUCCGAGGCUUCAGAUUUCGGCCGAAAAUGAGAACCGCCUUCGCCGCCUCUUGCUCAACUCGGGCCGGCCCACCCCUGCGCUUGGCACUGCCACGGGGACUGUAAUGGACGAUACCCUUACCAAGGCCAAGAAGGCAAAGAAGCUCAAAGCCGUUUACGAUAAGCUCUCUUGCGAAGGUUUCACCAAUCAGCAAAUCGAGCUCGCUCUCUCUACUCUCAGGGAAGCUGCUACAUUCGAAUCAAGUCUUGAUUGGUUAUGCUUGAAUUUGCCGGGGAAUGAACUUCCGCUCAAGUUUUCUACUGGAACAUCCCAUUAUAACGAAGGGGGUUCUGUUGGUGUUAUAUCAAAUCAGUCGAACAAUUCAACUCCGGCCGUGGAUCCAUCAACUAAGGAAGAAGCUCCAGAAUCACCAGUUUUAAUCAAGAGACAGUGGAAGGAUGAUACUUUAGAUUCUUGUCUACCAUCUCAAGCAGAUUGGAUCAGACAAUACGUGGAGCUACAGGAAGAGGAUGAAUCUGAGACUUGGGAAGAUGACGUUUUUAUUGAAAGUAGUGCCAAAAAAAAGCCCUAUGAACCUAGAUCUUAUGAUGUUAUUGCGAAGGAGUAUCUUGCUGCUAGAUUGGAAGCUACAAAAGCGAAGGGAAAAGGUGACAAGAAGCACCAGGAGCAGGCAGGGCGUAUCAUCCGUAAACUGAAGCAGGAGUUGUCUGCUCUAGGACUAUCAGAUGACAAUUUGGCCUUAGAACAUGAGCAUGAAAUCAGUUCUAUCUUCAAAUCUGAGGGAGGAUCCACUGAUCAUGAGUCUGUUGAUUGCUCUAAAGAAAGAACUCCAUGUGACACCGAAGGAUUGGCUUUUGAUGAAAAAGCAGUUGAUGGAAGUGAUCUGGAGAGCCAUAGCACGGUGGAAUAUCUUGUUAAGUCUGGUUCACCAGUUGUAGGUGUGGAAAAGGAUUCAGCUCAAGGGGAGGUUGGAGACAUUGAACUGGGUGGUUUCUUCUUGGAGGAUGACUCAUCUAGUGAAAUAUUAGCUCCUGAUAUUUUGAAAGUACAGAAACAAGAAAAAAUUAAAAGAUUAGCUGAGAAAAAUUUGGAUAAGUUAGAAGGCAUUUGGAAAAAGGGAGACCCUCAAAAGAUUCCAAAGGCUGUUCUUCAUCAACUAUGCCAGAAAUCAGGGUGGGAGGCUCCAAAGUUUGAUAAAAUUUGUGGUAGAGGAAAGAGUUUCUCCUAUACUGUAAGUAUAUUGCGUAAAGGCAGUGGGAGGGGCAAAAAUCGAAAAGCUGGGGGGUUGGUCACAUUUCAGUUGCCAGAUCAGAAUGAAACUGUUGAAUCUGCUGAGGUGAGUCAUCCUUAA